AUGCGAUCUAAAUCAACCUGCAUUGCUAGUGUCAUCUUGAUUCUCGAAGAACUGCCUCAUUAUAUUUGUCCAUUGUGGAGGCCUUACUUCCCGAACAAGCAAGGGCUGAUCUUUGUGGUGGACAGCAAUGACCGUGAUCGUGUUGUGGAAGCUAGAGACGAGUUUCACAGUAUGCUGAACGAAGAUGGGUUGAGAGAUGCUGUGCUUCAAGUCUUUGCUAACAAGCAAGAUCUUCCAAACGCAAUGAAUGCUGCUGAGAUAACUGACACACUUGGGCUUCACUCUCUCCGUCAACGACACUGGUACAUACAGAGCACAUGUGCUACAUCAGGAGGAGGGAUUUAUAAGGGACUUGACCGGCUCUAUAACAACAUCACAAACAAGGUUAUAUCAAGUUUACAACUAACUUGUCAAAGUAUUUUACUAUUGAUUGACUCGGAGUUUAGCGCUGGAGCGACUGUAGAGGUUAGAACCAAGGUUGAAUCAUUUGGUAUUAUUUGGGCUCCGGCUAUAACCAUAAAGGAAAAUGAAGACGGGACAUUGCUUGUGAAGUAUAAGAGUUUGAGCGGUGGAGAAGAUGAAUGGACCAAGACAAGCGUUCCUUACUCGGAAGUCAGGCCUUCACCCCCACCUUUUGAUUUAAGAGCCUUUUCUUUGAUGGAAAAUGUUGAUGCGCUACUCGAGUGUGGAUGGUGCCCAAGUGUAGUAAGCAAGCAUGGCUCUAUGUGGGGAUAG
Molecule: messenger RNA, 735 nt
Organism: Brassica rapa (field mustard)
Lineage: Eukaryota; Viridiplantae; Streptophyta; Magnoliopsida; Brassicales; Brassicaceae
Product: ADP-ribosylation factor-like protein 15
Molecular function (GO): GTPase activity; GTP binding
Source: RefSeq, a predicted model, not a curated record